AUGAUUUCAUCCUAUCGUCUUCUGUGCCAGUUGUUUGAUCUUGACGUCAACAAUGAAUGGAGCGUCACAACUAGAAAAAAUUUCUAUAAGAAGUUUAUUAAAACUGUAUAUAUGGAAGAGAUGAAUUAUUUUGAGGUGGAACAGACUAAGAAGACUAGACGGUAUAUCAUUCGAUCUAAUGGUCCAAUAGAGUUCGAGAAGUACAAAUACUACUGGAAUGAUACUCUUUUGGAAUCGAAACGUUCCUUGAAUCUCUGUGAAUAUAGAAUCAGUUGGAUGAUUGAUUCUAAAGAACUUGAUGAGACAUACAACGCAGACGGUGUUAAAAUGAAAUCUCUGUUCUAUUAUUGCCAUUUCGCACAAUCAUGUAUGGGCCUGGAGUGUAGGAUUGAUAGUAGGCUUUUGGUUCCACCCAUAUUCCUCACAGUCUUCGUAACUAUUUUUUGGUUAUUCAAGAGAAUGCUCUGGAGAGAUAUGAAACGAACGGAAAGAAUCCAAAGGGAAAAUCGAACUGCUGAAAAUCCAGCUACAAUUGAACGAAUAGAACCCGGAGACGAGUUUUACGAUCGUUUCGUCAAUAUAGUUUUCGAUAAAUACUCUGGCUUCUUUGAUAUUGGGGAGAACGAUGAAGGAUUACUGUAUACUGUUCACCCGGAGAAGCCUAUAGAAUUCGAAAAGCAAAAGUAUUAUUGGUCAAAAACUCACGAGGAUGUGAAAGAUGAGACUCAUUUCUGUGGGUACUAUUUCACUACUGUAGAUUCACCGGAAUUUCAUAAAACCCGUUUCUCAAAUGGAACCAAGGCAAAUGUUCUUUUUUUCACAUGCGGAUUUCCAUAUUCAUGUAAAGGCAUCCAUUGUGUUAUUGAAUUCCGUUUUUUCUUAAUCCUUCUAUGUUGUGCAGGUAUGAUGGUGGUUAUAUUCCUGAUUCGAAAAUGUGUUAUAAGAGAAAUGGAGCAAAUGGAAAAGUUGAGGAAUGGUCCAAGACUUCCUCAAUUCAUGCAUCCUCCUGGUCCUCGAUUCAUGCCUCCGUUGACACCGUCAAGCCCACCUUCAGAGCCUCCUCCACCGUCUUACAAUGUUAUCUUUUCAAAUUCCCCGCCAUCGUAUGAGUCCGUAGUUCGGGACAAAGUGACCUACACUCUCCCAUCAUACUCAUCCACAGUCUCUCAAUAA
Messenger RNA from Caenorhabditis briggsae, 1173 nucleotides. The coding region runs from base 1 to 1173 and encodes 390 amino acids. Lineage: Eukaryota; Metazoa; Nematoda; Chromadorea; Rhabditida; Rhabditidae. The record is from RefSeq and is a predicted model, not a curated record. The transcript is spliced from 7 exons.